Salvia miltiorrhiza (redroot sage) is the source of this 1637-nucleotide messenger RNA. RefSeq names its product beta-amyrin 6-beta-monooxygenase-like. Gene Ontology annotation, molecular function: monooxygenase activity; oxidoreductase activity, acting on paired donors, with incorporation or reduction of molecular oxygen; iron ion binding. The transcript has 3 exons. The record is from RefSeq and is a predicted model, not a curated record. Lineage: Eukaryota; Viridiplantae; Streptophyta; Magnoliopsida; Lamiales; Lamiaceae. Gene Ontology annotation, biological process: sterol metabolic process. The coding region runs from base 47 to 1486 and encodes 479 amino acids.
CACUUGACAUAUUCAACAGUACUUGUAGUUUCUUCAAAAAAGAAGAAUGGAGGCCUUCCUACCUUACCUUGUUCCUCUUUUCCUUCUUCCUCUCUCCCUCUACCUCAUCUCGUCCCUCCGGAAAAAGGGGUCCGGUGAUCCGAAAAACCUCCCCCCCGGCUCCAAGGGGUGGCCGAUGGUGGGAGAGAACAUGGAGUUUGCCCUCUUAGGCCCUCAGAAAUUCGUCAAAGACAGAAUGGAGAAAUACUCUCCCGAUGUAUUCCGAACCUCGUUGCUAGGAGAGAAAAUGGCAAUAUUCUGCGGCGCACAAGGCAACAAGUUUCUCUUCACCAACGAGAGCAAACUCCUCACCUCAUGGUGGCCUCAAUCGAUGAAGAAGGCGCUGCUCUUCCCUGAGUUCAUCGAGAGCGACUUGAAGGAAGUCUCCGCCUUGAAACGGAGCUUCCACCACGACAUCCUCAAGCCGGAGGCCUUGAAACACUACAUUCCAGUAAUGGAUGAGUUGGCUCGUGACCAUCUCGACACAGACUGGAAGGCUAACUCAGUGGUGAAGGUUUUACCUAUGUCCAAAAAAUACACAUUUGAGCUGGCGUGCAAGCUGUUUCUGAGCGUGGUUGAUCCACUGCACAUCAAGAAGCUCUCGGAUCCCUUCACUCUAGUGACCAAUGGGAUGUUCUCCGUGCCCAUAGACCUGCCCGGGACGGCCUAUAAUGGAGCCAUCAAGGGGGGCAAGAUGGUGCGCGAGGAGCUCAUGAGGAUCAUCAAGGAGCGGAGGAGUGAGCUGGCCCAGAGGGGCGAGGCCGAGGCCGAGGGCCGGGACCUGCUGUCAAAGAUGCUGCUGGUCACCGACGAAGAUGGGAAUUUUUUGAGUGAGAUGGAGAUCUCUAACAACAUUAUAGGUUUGCUGGUGGCUAGCUUUGAGACGACCAGCUCUGCAGUGACGGCCGUCAUGAACUAUCUUGCUGAAUUCCCCCACAUUUAUGAUGAGGUUUUGAAAGAACAAAUGGCGAUUGCGAAAACAAAAGGGCCUAAUGAUCUGCUGACAUGGGAAGAUAUCGAGAAGAUGAAGUACUCGUGGAACGUUGCGCGUGAAUCACUGAGGCUAACUCCGCCUGCACAAGGAGCAUUCAGACAAACCACGACCGAGUUCACUUAUGCAGGUUUCACUAUUCCUAAAGGAUGGAAGACAUUCUGGACGGUGCAUUCGUCUCACAAGAAUCCCAAGUACUUCCCGGAGCCGGAGAAGUUUGAUCCAUCGCGGUUUGAGGGGAGUGGGCCGGCGCCCUACACGUUCGUGCCGUUUGGAGGAGGGGCGAGGAUGUGCCCGGGGAAGGAGUAUGCUAGGCUUGAAGUGCUGGUUUUCAUGCACAAUGUGGUGAGGAGGUUCAAACUCCAGAAAGCAAUCCCUAAUGAGAAGAUCGUUUUCUAUGCGUCGCCUACGCCGGUUCAUGGCCUCCCGGUUCAUCUUCGCCCUCAUAAAAACUAACUUUUAAUUUAAUACUAUGUGUGAAUGCAUUUCUUGCUUUUCUGUUUGUGUUUCAUAAUAAUCUACCAAUGUAGAGCUUAGAAUGUAAGGAUAUUGACAUAAAGGAAAUACAUUACACGCUUCUUGUUCUUGGACAAGUUGCACAAUUCAA